This is a messenger RNA of Ixodes scapularis (black-legged tick), 5328 nucleotides long. RefSeq names its product DNA mismatch repair protein Msh6. The record is from RefSeq and is a predicted model, not a curated record. The transcript has 29 exons. Gene Ontology annotation, molecular function: ATP binding; ATP-dependent DNA damage sensor activity; mismatched DNA binding. Gene Ontology annotation, cellular component: nucleus; MutSalpha complex. Lineage: Eukaryota; Metazoa; Arthropoda; Arachnida; Ixodida; Ixodidae. Gene Ontology annotation, biological process: mismatch repair. The coding region runs from base 21 to 3872 and encodes 1283 amino acids.
UUCCACAGCAAGCGAACAAAAUGUCUAAAGAAAAUACUCUCUUUUCGUACUUCUCUAAAUCUCCAAAGGUGAAUCAAGCGUCCAACAAAGGUUCAGAUGCGACGGGCGUCAACGGCAAAAAGGGGACGACGCCUCUCAAGCGCAAGGACAAAUGCGCGGGUGACAGCGCUAGCCUCUCGCCCAAAGUGAACUGCGCGUUCAAGCUCCACGACCUGGUCUGGGCCAAGUUGGAAGGCUACCCCUUCUGGCCGGCCCUGGUAUGCAACCCUCCCAAUGAGAGCAGCUUUCUGGACCGGGCCAAGGCGCCCUCGGUGCACGUCCAAUUCUUCGACACUCCACCGUCCCGUGGCUGGGUCAAGCUCAGACGACUCAAGAUGUUCACUGGUCCUAGUCAUAUGGAAGUGCCGAAGAUGAAAGAUGUCAAGUGGAUCAAAGGGGUUCAGGAAGCAGAAAAAGCGCUGGCCAUGGGCUCGGACGAGAGGUCGCACCUGGUUUCGUUUGUGGAGUCUAACUCGCGGGAUGCCGAAGACAGUGAAAUGGGUGUUGUCAGUGGUGGCAGUGAUGAGGACGCUGACGAGGAGGCAAAGGAGAACUGCGAAAGUCCCCAGAAGCCAUCACUCAAAAAGCGAAGGAUCAUCAUGGCGUCGGACAGCGAGGAAUCGGACGACGAGUUCAAGCCGGGCAAGAACGAAGCGAGCGAGUCGGACAGCGAGAGCAGCGGCGUCGACGAAAAUGCGCUUUCCGAGCCAGAUCCGGAAACUGACGAAGGUUCUCCAGUCAAGGCAACUCCAAAGCAGGCCAAGAGAAAGCGUAAUGCCAAUGCAGGCUCAACACCGUCGUCGUCCCAAAAGUCAACACCUGUGAGGUCUUCUCAGGAAUCUACGAGGUCAAAGCUGCUGAGCUUUUCAUCGCCUAAGGCUGCUCCGAAGUCUGACGUUUUGGAAAGCCAGCCUGCGUCGGGUGCGAAAGUCUGGGCCCAUCUUACCUAUGACUUUUUGAAGGAAGGCAAGCGGAGGGACGCUGGUGGGCAUUUGCCGAGUCACCCCGACUUCAACCCCCGUUCUCUUCAGGUUCCCGAGAGUUUCAGGUCAAAACUCUCUCCUGCUAUGAAGCAGUGGUGGGACAUGAAGUCGCAGCAUUUCGACGUUGUGCUCUUCUUCAAGGUGGGCAAGUUCUAUGAGCUGUACCACAUGGAUGCCGUCACCGGAGUGGAGGAGUUGGGACUGGUGUACAUGAAGGGAGACUUUGCGCACUCUGGGUUCCCCGAGAUCUCGUAUGGCCGCUACUCGGAGAGCCUGAUCCAGAAGGGCUACAAGGUGGCCCGGGUGGAGCAGACGGAGACUCCGCAGAUGAUGGAGGAUCGCUGCAAGAAGUCGGGAACCCGGACCACCAAGUUUGACAAGGUGGUGAAGCGCGAGAUCUGCCGCAUCACCUCCAAGGGCACCCGCAUGUUCAGCGUGCACGACGGGCAAGUGUGCGACGCCAUGCCCUCGUUCCUCUUCGCAUUUGCAGAAGCGAGCCGAGAAGUUGGAGGAAGGGGAGGCAGUGAGUUUGGCGUCUGCUUCGUCGACACGUCCGUUGGAAAGUUUUACUUGGGGCAGUUUGAAGAUGACCAUUUUUGCUCGAAGCUGAGGACCACUGUCUCUCACUAUUCACCCGUUCAGGUCUUGUACGAGAACCACAAUGUGACGGCCAAGGCGCGCCAAGUCCUGGACGGCCCACUGUGCUCUGUGACGAAGGAGGGCCUGAGGCCCUGGAAGGAGUUCUGGGAUGCCACCAAGACCCUCAAGUCUCUGCGAGAGGGCGGCUACUUCGAAGAGGAGGAUGGAAGCUACAAUUAUCCGGAGGCUCUCAAGCAUUUCAUUGACCCCGAGGACAAGAUGCUGCUUACCCCGAAAGAAGAAGGGUGCCUCGCUCUGAAAGCCCUGGGGGCCUGCAUUUGGUAUCUUUCGGAGUCCCUGAUUGAGGAGGAGGUCCUGACCAUGCGGAGCUUCGAGCUGUACACACCCCAAGAGACCAGCAUCGACAGAAUCCGGAUGGAACAACUGGAGAAAGAACAGCUGACUGUGAAAAACCUGAUCUUGGAUGGAGUGUCCCUGCAGAACCUCGAGGUACUUCGCAACACUACUGGUGGGCUGGAUGGAACCCUCCUGGGAACAAUGGACUUCUGCUGCACACAGUUCGGGAAGCGCCUGUUCCUGCAGUGGCUGUGCUCGCCCUGCUGCCAGGCUUCCGUCAUCGAGGACCGCCAGAAAGCGGUCCAAGACCUGCUCAGCAUUCCCAAUGAGGCCAAGGACGUCUGCAAGCUCCUCAAGUCCCUCCCAGACCUGGAAAGACUUCUUACCAAGGUCCACACCCAGGGACUCGCCCGCAAGAACAAGGACCACCCCGACUUCCGGGCGAUAUUGUACGAAGACACGACGUACAACAAGCGCAAGAUCGGGAACCUGCUGCUCGCCCUCCAGGGCUUCAAGACCGCCGUCGAAGUCGUCGACACGCUGUCCAAGGUCCGCAACGAGUUCUCGUCCGCGACCCUCUCGCGCUGCGUGUCAACCGCGGCGGACGGCGGUAGCUUUCCGGAACUGGGCGAAGCCCUGGAGUUCUUCGACAAUGCGUUUGACCACGAGGAAGCGAAGAAGAACGGGAAGGUCACCCCAUCGAAGGGCGUGGAUAAGGACUACGACGACGCGAUGCGGAGGGUCAAGGCAGCCACCAGGGACCUGGAGGACUACCUGGAGACGCAGUGCCGCCACUUCAAGUGCAAGGCGACGUACCACGGGACGGGCAAGAACCGCUUCCAGAUCGAGGUGCCCGAGUCGGCGUCGAGGCUGGCAGGGGCGGGCUACGAGCUACAGGGGCAACGCAAGGGCUUCAAGCGCUACUGGACCUCCAGGGUGAAGGAGCUUGCCGCGCACCUUGUGUCUGCCGAGGAGGCGCAGGAGGCCGCCAUCAAGGACAUCAUGCGGCGCAUCUUCGAGAGCUUCGACCGCAGGAGACAGGAGUGGGAGGUGGCAGUACAGUGCCUGGCCGUACUGGACUGCCUUCUGAGCCUGGCCCAGUACAGUGCUUCUCUGACGGGCACGGCCUGCACUCCCCGUAUCUUGAGGGACGGAGAGCCACGACUGAGCAUUCAAGGGGGGCGUCACCCGUGCCUCUUGAAGCACCUGGGCGGGGAAAACCUGAUCCCCAACAGCAUUGCACUCGGCGAUUACGAGGACGACGACAGCGCCCCGAGGGGAGCUCGACUUGCGCUGGUCACUGGACCCAACAUGGGUGGCAAGUCGACGCUUAUGCGGCAGGCUGGACUGCUGGUGAUCAUCGCACAAAUGGGUGCCAAGGUGCCAGCAGAAUCCUGCGAGCUCACACUUGUGGACCGAAUUUUCACCAGGCUUGGUGCAAGUGACCGAAUCACGUCAGGGGAGAGCACUUUCUUUGUGGAAGUCAACGAAACGUCGGCCAUCUUGCGCCAUGCCACCCGUCAUUCGUUGGUGCUCCUUGACGAAUUAGGUCGCGGCACCUCGACCCACGACGGCAUGUCCAUCGCACACGCCGUGGUCAAGGAACUCUCCACUAAGAUUCAUUGCCGCACCUUGUUUUCUACCCACUACCACCAUCUUGUCGAGGGGUUCACAUCAGACCCGAAUGUCUACCUGGGUCACAUGGCCUGCAUGGUGGAGAACGAGAAUGAAGAUGACCCCACCCAGGAGACCAUAGUCUUCCUCUACAAGUUUGCCCGAGGAGCCUGCCCCAAGAGUUACGGCUUCAAUGCAGCAAAGCUCGCCGGCAUACCUCCUGACAUCAUCAAGCGUGCAUUUUGCAAGUCGAAGAGCCUUGAAAAGAGAAUCAGCCUCAUACUUCCUGCAUCAAGCUAAAAUAUGUGCACUUCAUUUUACAUCUGUGCACCAGAUAAGCCUGUCAAACUGUAUGGAUAGUGUUUCUGUUUUGUUUGUUUUUUGUUGCGAGUGUACCUGACUCAUAAUUUAGUAGUCUUAUGUAUGUGUUAUGUGCAGGAAAGUUGUAUACUACACCAAAUGAAUGCUACAUAAACAUGUUUCAAAGGUUUUUGUUUUUUUAAGAUUGCGAGUCUUUUGGGGUUGAGGGAGGAUUUACGAUGUCGCUUGCUAUGAGCAUCAGGCUGAACAAGUCGGCCUUCAUUGAAAGAACAGAAGCCUUUUACAUGAUCCAUUGUUCAGAAGUGAAUGUCCCAGAUAACUGUUUUAGCUGGGUUACAGCCACAUUUAAUAAAAGCCACAAACUUGUUAGAUCUAGAAACGCUGUGUACUGCUCCCUAAUGCAUUGCCAUAACUUCGGAAACGGCAGUUACUACGACUUGCGAGUGCUACCUGGAAGCCGAGAAGAUUGUUGCCAGCACCAGUUUGCUGAAGUUGAAUCAGCAUUAAUCACCUUCGUCCCUUUUCUACGUAGGUUACGUAAAUCUUGGGACUAACAGAGAAAAUACAGCCGAACUGAUGAACUCUCAAUGUUGUGGAAAUCCAAUACCGAAGAAAAAAAGAUGGUGCGUGAGAUGCAGAAAAAUGUUUGAAUUGCCCUUUCUUUUUUGGUUGCGAGUUUUUGCAGUGUUGUGUUUUACAAGACGGAUUGUCCAGUAUGCAGGGCUGUGAGCACGUGGGUAGCUGUGUGAAACAUUCAAAGCAGGACAAGCAGCAUCACAACCAGGACACUUAUGCGAGGGAAAUGCACAUGUGCCCUUUCACGGGGACACAUGUAUACAAAGGUAUCUUAUCGAAUGUGGUGCUCGAGACUUCUGCAGUGCUGCACAGUGCUCUACAUUUCAAAACACAAAAUGACUGCAAAAGGUUAAUCCUUCCACUCUCACAAAAGGCCCAGUUUGCCUGUACUUCAUUCUAUAUAUCAGCAAAAACUCCCGGGGUGAACAUCUUAAGGACACACCCCAGAAAAACGAUUUCUGCAAAAAAAAAAAAAAAAACUGAUUUUCAAAAAUUAUUUAGGGAGUGUUCCCAGAAAGUUUAGUUAGUUUACACUGCAUAGUUAAUUUUUUAUACUUUUGGUCCACCGAUGUUAAAGAAAAGGUAGAGGUUGGAGCACUUUGAACACAUUUUUCUCCGUUCCACUUUUCGGCAUAAAUUUCACUUUAGGAAAACUAUUGUUUGUUAAUGGAGCGAAAGGAAGGACUCGCUCAUUGUUUUUCCUAACUGAAAUUUUAUGGGCAAUGCAACUGUGAAAUUGUUUUUGUGAUUUUCUGGGUAUUUUUAUAUAAAAUGUUACGAUUUUGUUGACAACAUAAAAGGCAACAAAAUUUUGGUUUUUCACUGUGAUGUUAGCAUAAAAUAAAUUACUUCUUGGAAA